CCCAAAAAUGAGUUUCCCUUGUACCUGCCUGCACAUGCAUUGCACAGUCAUCCUAUUCCUAAUUUCCACCACAUGCUAAGCACAUCAACAUUGAAUAUUGCGUCAUUCAGAGGACUUUCCGAACCAAUACAAGUUCAUACAAAUGGGAACACCUCCUCAUGCUGGUCACUAUCCUAAUUCUUAUGAGUCGUUCCUUGAAACCCUGUGAGAAGAGAUUAAGAUGGAGAAGCCAACCAAGAAUGAGUGAUAAAUGUACAGUUGCACUGUCAGAACAAAAAAACCGAAACCAACAUUAAAGUUCGCGUCCACUGAGGAAUUUCUCUUGCCGGAAUUGUUGGGGGGGUUUCGCAAAAAGAGUUGCCUUUUUUUCCCCCUUCAUUCUUAUCCGUCUCCGAAAGUGGAUAAAUUAGAAGCAGUGUGGGAAUAAUAAUCUCUGAGAACAGAACAAGAGUCGGCCUUGAGCUUUUUCUUUUUUUCUGUGGGGCAGAAAUGGCAGGAGGGUCAUUUGCGCAAGGUGUGGCGAAGGAGAGAGCAGCUCAAUACAAGGGUAGAGUUACAGCUUAUGUCGUCAUCACCUGCAUCAUUGCCGCCGUUGGAGGAUCUCUCUUCGGCUAUGAUAUUGGGAUUUCAGGUGGGGUGACUUCCAUGGAUGAGUUCCUCCAGGAAUUUUUCCCGUCAGUAUACAGAAGUAAAGAGCACGCACAUGAAAGCAAUUACUGCAAGUACAACAAUCAAGGGCUUGCAUUGUUUACCUCAUCUCUUUACCUUGCUGGUUUAGUUGCAUCUCUAUUGGCGUCUCCAGUGACAAGGAAAUACGGGCGAAGGGCAAGUAUAAUUGGUGGUGGAAUCAGCUUUCUUAUUGGAUCAGCUCUCAAUGCAGCAGCUGUUAAUCUGGCCAUGCUUCUCCUAGGUAGAAUCAUGCUUGGUGUUGGCAUUGGAUUUGGAAACCAGGCAAUUCCAGUAUACUUGUCAGAGAUGGCACCAACCCACCUGCGAGGAGGCCUGAACAUGAUGUUUCAGGUGGCAACCACAUUCGGAAUCUUCACUGCCAACAUGGUCAAUUAUGGGACCCAGAAGCUUCACCCAUGGGGGUGGAGGCUCUCUCUCGGUCUAGCUUCUAUACCAGCCAUUCUGAUGACACUGGGAGGAAUUUUCCUUCCUGACACACCAAACAGCUUAAUAGAAAGAGGAUCAAAAGAAAAGGGAAGAAAGCUUCUUGAAAAGAUCAGAGGAACCAAAGAUGUUGAUGCAGAGUUCCAAGACAUUGUUGAUGCGAGCGAGUACGCUAACUCAAUAGAGCAUCCCUUUCGAAACAUGCUGGAAAAAAGAAACAGGCCAGAGUUGGUUAUGUCAAUUCUCAUGCCAGCGUUUCAGAUCCUUACUGGCAUAAAUUCGAUUCUGUUUUAUGCUCCUGUACUGUUUGAUAGUAUGGGAUUUGGAAGGAAUGCUUCUCUAUAUUCAUCUGCUUUGACAGGAGGAGUUCUUGCUUCAUCCACAUUUAUUUCGAUAGCAACAGUUGACAGAUUGGGACGCAGAGCUCUGCUCAUCAGUGGCGGAAUACAAAUGAUCACAUGCCAGGUUAUAGUGGCAAUAAUAUUGGGGCUAAAGUUCGGAGAAAACCAGGAACUAUCGAAGAGUUAUUCAAUAGUUGUUGUAGUUGUGAUUUGCCUGUUUGUUGUAGCUUUCGGAUGGUCAUGGGGUCCACUAGGGUGGACAGUGCCAAGUGAGAUAUUCCCAUUGGAAAUCCGAUCGGCAGGACAGAGCGUCACAGUUGCGGUAAAUCUUCUGUUCACGUUCAUAAUUGCCCAAAUUUUCCUUUCCCUCCUCUGUUCCUUCAGGUAUGGAAUCUUUCUCUUCUUUGCGGGCUGGAUCACCAUCAUGACCAUUGUAGUCUUCCUUUUUCUACCUGAAACCAAGGGAGUGCCCAUUGAAGAGAUGGUCUUUUUGUGGAGGAAGCACUGGUUCUGGAAAAGAAUUGUACCUCAAUUCCCAGAAGCCGAUGCAACUGAUGUGUAGGGUAUACAAUUUCAGUUGUCUUAGAAAAGAAGACUUGUAGAAAUUAUCAUGCUUUAACAUGCAAAAUGACUAAAGUAUAUGAUGAGAUGUAUACAAAUUGAAUGUAGCCAUGGAAUGGUAUUGUGUUAUCAUGUAUUUUAAAAAUUUUUCCGUUUGA
This is a messenger RNA of Prosopis cineraria, 2173 nucleotides long. Its product is annotated as sugar transport protein 7-like. Bases 490 to 2016 code for a protein of 508 amino acids. Gene Ontology annotation, molecular function: monosaccharide transmembrane transporter activity. NCBI's taxonomy places the organism in Eukaryota, Viridiplantae, Streptophyta, Magnoliopsida, Fabales, Fabaceae. The record is from RefSeq and is a predicted model, not a curated record. Gene Ontology annotation, cellular component: membrane. Gene Ontology annotation, biological process: monosaccharide transmembrane transport. The transcript has 4 exons.